Messenger RNA from Aspergillus brunneoviolaceus CBS 621.78, 1744 nucleotides. RefSeq names its product FG-nucleoporin nup42. The record is from RefSeq and is a predicted model, not a curated record. Gene Ontology annotation, molecular function: metal ion binding. The coding region runs from base 236 to 1744 and encodes 502 amino acids. Lineage: Eukaryota; Fungi; Ascomycota; Eurotiomycetes; Eurotiales; Aspergillaceae. The transcript has 5 exons.
GUUCGUUUGCAAGUCACUGGACGCUGAAGAACUGCGAGGAUUGUUGUAUCUUGGAUCGCUUUCAGUUGACUUAUAUUCCUUCUUCUUCAUUAGAAAAAUUACACAUAGAUUGGAAUUGGCCUAUCGAGAAUCAACGGACAGGCUCUGAGAGAGGCCGCUAUCGCGAACGAAGACUCGACAGGACGUUCUCGUAUGCUCCUACUGGCCGAGUGAGGACGCCCGACGCGAACGCAACAUGCCCGUUUGCCAGCAUUUCUUGAAAGGCCGGUGUAAAUAUGGAGACAGAUGCUACAAUGAGCACCCCGGCAAGCAAACAGUAGGCGGGAACAAAUUCGCAGCUCUCUCCGGCGGCGGCGGCGGCGGAGGCGGCGGAGGUGGAGAAUGCGCACUAAACAUGGUCAGAUAUGGGAUCACCGCAGCAGAUAUCAAAGCAGACCUGACUCCUGGCAAGGGGCUCCCUGAAUGGAUCUUUUCAUGCUAUGGCCCCGGAAGAGAUGCCCCCAGGCAACUAUUUGGAGGCCCUCAGCGAGAACAGAGCUUCGAAGAACUACGACUCCGUCAUUAUGAACUAGUCGCUCAAGGUAGCCCAAUUGAGGUAGCAGUUUCAGAAGCCCAGGGUCUCCACAAUGAGGCACGAAACCAAAUGGAAAACGCUCUCAGGGACCUGGAUGGAGCUGUCAGAUAUAUCCUAGAUGGUGCCAAGGAGCAUCCGAAUCGAAUUGACAUUAUCAAGGCACCCCCUGCCACAGGUCCAGCCUUCGGUGAGCCAGCAUUAUUGGGCGAUCAAGCUUACGCAAAACCAUCUAUCGCUCCACCCAUUGGGUUCGGUCAACCUUCGAAUCUUGCACAUGCAACUGGCUUUGGACAACCAAGUGCCUUCAACCAGGGCUCGUCGUUUGGCAAGCCAUCCGCACAAUCGGCUUUUGGGCAACCGUCAUUUGGGCAACCCGCACCUGGGUUCGGCCAGCCUUCCUUCGGUCAGCCUUCAGCUGCAGGAGCCACAGCGUCUCCGUUUAGUAAGGCAUCUGGCGGCUUUGGCGCAUCUGCAUCCACGCCCUCCCCGUUUGCGCAGUUUGCAAAUGCAAAAUCUGGUGGGUCAACCAUUGGUCAACCAUCAGCAUCACCCUUUGGUAGUGGUCAGCCAUCAAACCCAUUUGGCCAAGCAAUUCCCUCCUCUGGAGCCACAAACCAACCCCCAGCCGAGCCAGUAUUUGGCCAGUCUGCGUCAACGCCGGCAACUUCUGGGUUCGGGACAGCAUCAACGCCGGCAACUUCUGGGUUCGGGGCAGCAUCAACGCCGGCAACUUCGGGGUUCGGCAUACCGACAACGUCAGCGGCUGCUCUGGCAGCCCCUGCUGCUCCUACUGCGCCAUUGGGACCUGGGCCAGCCCCUGUCAUCAGAACGAGAGACCCAAGCGAGCUCAGCCCCAUCCCACCUCUCAACGGACAGACGAUUCGCGAUCCCAGGACAAGAAAGCUCACCUCUUGGAAGGGUCAACCCGUGGAAUAUAUCAACGACGUACCGUGCUAUCUUCAUCCGCAGGAUCGUGAAAUCUACGUCCGCAUCUUUUUCCCAGAUGGGCCACCUGAUGAAGCUAGUCUAAGGGAUGCUCAGGCCCGGCCCGAGGAGUAUACGGCCGAGAUUACACAACAGUACGAGUACUUCGUGACGAAUGGGUGUUUCGAGAACGGGGUCAUUCCCAGCGUACCGCCAAAGACCGAGUGGGUGAGCUUCGACUUCUAG